Ixodes scapularis (black-legged tick) is the source of this 780-nucleotide messenger RNA. Its product is annotated as carbohydrate sulfotransferase 13-like. The transcript has 3 exons. Gene Ontology annotation, molecular function: sulfotransferase activity. NCBI's taxonomy places the organism in Eukaryota, Metazoa, Arthropoda, Arachnida, Ixodida, Ixodidae. The coding region runs from base 1 to 780 and encodes 259 amino acids. Gene Ontology annotation, cellular component: membrane. The record is from RefSeq and is a predicted model, not a curated record. Gene Ontology annotation, biological process: carbohydrate biosynthetic process.
AUGUCGACUUGUACGACUUCCAGACGUAGCGACGAUGACUUCGCAUCCAGAGCAAAAAUAAUCAACGAAGUGUGUCGCAAGUACAAAGUGACCUUGGUGGAUCGCAACUUCGGCUACGAACGGCCCGACCUGUGCCACAUCACAAGAUGUCCGAUCAUCAUCGACCCCGCACGGAAAGUCGGCUACUGCUUCAUCAGCAAGGUUCCAUCCACCACUGUGAAGACCAUCUUCGGGCUCCUGCUCAACAUCAUCUCACCCAUGACGUUCCUACAAAAGAGCAACGAGGAGCACUACACAACCGCCAUGUUCGUGAGGCAUCCCUUCGAGAGGCUUGUAUCCGCUUACGUGGACAAGGCACUAGCCCCACGUGCUGUCAAUGACUAUUUUUACGAGCGGUACUGGAACGACGUGCCUGGUGUCAGGGCAACGGGUCGAAACUUGACCUUCCCGGAGUUCAUUGAUUACAUACUGAAUCAGAGAAAGAACGAGAUGGAUUCUCAUUGGGCUCCGUACCACGUGACGUGUCAGCCUUGUACCGUCAAGUACGAGGUCGUCGGAAAGCUGGAGACAGCAAGCAGGGACUUUGCGCUGUUCUUUGAAGCGCUAGGUGUUCAGCCAAAGGACAUUCCGCACGAAAACAAGAGUGGCGACCACGCGUACCGCAAGUCUGCCCGAGAGUUUUUUAAAGAGCUCACCUUCGAUCAGGUGAUGCGCUUAUAUGAGCGGUUCUUCUUCGACUUCGAGAUGUUCGGGUACGACUUCAGGGACUAUCUGCACUGA